Molecule: messenger RNA, 978 nt
Organism: Aaosphaeria arxii CBS 175.79
Lineage: Eukaryota; Fungi; Ascomycota; Dothideomycetes; Pleosporales
Exons: 1
Coding region: 184-978 (264 amino acids)
Source: RefSeq, a predicted model, not a curated record
CACUACCCAAUCUUCCCGACUUAUAUACACCCACCUUUAUAUAUACCCAAAGCCUACCUUUAUACCUAGAGCCCACCUUUAUAUCCAAAGCCGGAGGCAAUUCAUAUUCCUUCGUGUUUUUUGGUCAAUCGAUCGCAGGAGGGAGAAGCGGCACAGUGUUCAAAUUCCAUCCUUUGGUGACGAAUGAGGCAUCUUCGAACAGGACAAGACGUUCCUGCUGGCAUCAUGGAUGCCUUCGAUGACUACUUCUCCCGAGCCUAUAUAUACAUUUAUAUACACAGGAAGACGCGAGGAGGUUCGUCCCUUCUCUCAUUCUUCGUUUCGUUGGUCGAGAGGGGGAUAUCUGAACGAAACAUCUGCUCGACGGUGAGCACAGCUCAAGUAAUAUCCUUGAAUGCUGACAGACUUCACCGGUACGCUUCCGACCCAACCACCGAAACCAAACAACAUUUUCGACGCGAGGGCACACGCGAUCUCACAUACGGCAUCGAGAAAGAUAGGAGGAGAAAGGAGGAUGAGACGAGUCCAUUUCUCGUUCUUCUCGUCGAUCUUCCUGUCCCGAUGGAGGGAGAGAUCCUGUGGACGCUCGUUCACCACCCACCCGAAUCAAACAUUGAUCGAUGGAGCGAUAAUUUAUUGAGUAUCCUCACAUAUCUGAGCAUCGACCAAUCGAGCGAUAGCCUAUUCAACGAGAGCAGUUUGGCCCGAGGGGCAAACAUCUUCUUUGGGUCUAUCUUCGCUAUAAUGGCUGGGCUGGGUCAAGGAGGAAGCGAUGGUAGGUCGACAUUUCUCCUGCAGUCGACGGCAGACCAGGGCAUUCCACCACCGACGACACUGGCAAAGCCAUGGCAGUAUAUUACAACAGUGCAAAAGACUCCAUUAGCCCUCGGGCUCGGCGUUAUUCUUUUAGUAGGCGCUUCUGUUCUAUGCCUUAUGGUUCGCGCGGUUUUCUUGGCCGACAAGAGACAAGGUUUAUGA